Myotis davidii is the source of this 2575-nucleotide messenger RNA. It is a transcript of the gene TMEM63A, whose product is annotated as transmembrane protein 63A. Gene Ontology annotation, cellular component: plasma membrane. Gene Ontology annotation, molecular function: calcium-activated cation channel activity; nucleic acid binding. Lineage: Eukaryota; Metazoa; Chordata; Mammalia; Chiroptera; Vespertilionidae. The coding region runs from base 185 to 2575 and encodes 796 amino acids. The transcript has 25 exons. The record is from RefSeq and is a predicted model, not a curated record.
CAGGAAAGCCCUCACAGGCUGGUGCCCGUGGCCCUGCGGGCAGGAGACCCUGCAGGAAAUGAGUGUGUGCGACGGGCAGGACAGGCUACAGCUGAGCCAGACUCUGUUUGCCAGAGCCAGCUGCCCCUGAGGGCCUCUCCGAGGGGCUCAUCCCCAGGCCGUGCCUCCCCUGGUGUCCGGGGUGAUGGGCACCAUGACCGACUCCCCGUUCCUGGACCUGUGGCAGUCCAAGGCGGCGUCCACCCGGGACCGGCUGGGCAUCAGGGAGCACCCCAACGACUCCUACUGCUACAACUCGGCCAAAAACAGCACCGUGCUCCAGGGCGUCCCCUUCGGCGGCAUCCCCGUCGUCCUGCUCAUCGACGUCAGCUGCUUCCUGUUUUUAAUAUUGGUGUUUUCCAUCAUAAGGAGAAGAUUCUGGGAUUACGGACGCAUUGCCCUGGUGUCAGAAGUGGGCAGCGAGUCCAGAUUCCAGAGGUCGUCAUCGUCUUCCUCCCAAGGGCCUCAGGAUUUUGAGAGUGAUCUGGGAUGCUGCCCCUGGCUUACUGCGAUCUUCCGUCUCCACGACGACCAGAUCCUGGAGUGGUGCGGGGAGGACGCCAUCCACUACCUGUCCUUCCAGAGACACAUCAUCUUCCUGCUGGCGGUGGUCAGCUUCUUGUCCCUGUGCGUCAUCCUGCCCGUCAACCUCUCGGGCAACUUGCUGGAGAAGGACCCAUACAGUUUCGGGCGGACGACGAUAGCAAACCUCCAGACCAACAAUGACCUGCUCUGGCUGCACACCGUCUUCGCCGUCAUCUACCUGUUCCUCACCCUGGGCUUCAUGCGGCACCACACCCAGUCCAUCAAGUACAAAGAUGAGAGCCUGGUGAGGCGGACCCUGUUCGUCACAGGACUCCCCAGACACGCCACGAAGGACGCAGUGGAGAGCCACUUUCGGGACGCGUAUCCCACGUGCGAGGUGGUGGAGGUCCAGCUGUGCUACAACGUGGCCAAGCUGAUCUACCUGUGCAAGGAGAGGAAGAAGACGGAGAAGAGCCUGACCUACUACACCAACCUGCAGGUGAAGACGGGCCAGCGGGCCCUCAUCAACCCCAAGCCCUGCGGCCAGUUCUGCUGCUUCGAAGUGCGGGGCUGUGAGCAGGAGGACGCCAUCGCCUACUACACGGGCAUGAAGGACCGGCUGAUGGAGAGGAUCACGGAGGAGGAGUCCAGGGUCCAGUUCCAGCCCCUGGGCAUGGCCUUCGUCACCUUCCAGGAGAAGUCCAUGGCCAUCUACAUCCUGAAGGACUUCAACGCCUGCAAGUGCCAGGGCCUGCGGUGCAAAGGGGAGCCCCAGCCCUCGUCCUGCAGCAAAGAGCUCGGCAUCUCCCAGUGGACGGUCACCUUCGCCGCCUACCCCGAGGACAUCUGCUGGCCCCAAACUUUGACCUUCCAGGGGCUGAGGACUUGGUGGCGGGGACUGGGGGAGGACGAAACCCCAGCCCCAGGAGGUUGUGGUCUCAACCCGCCCCCCCUGCCCCCCACCCCCCGGGGCCAUGUUUUCCAGGACCCAAUCAUCAGCCAGUUCUUCCCCACCCUCCUCCUGUGGUCCUUCUCCGCCCUGCUGCCCACCAUCGUCUACUACUCCACGCUGCUGGAGUCUCACUGGACCAAGUCUGGGGAAAACCGGAUCAUGAUGACCAAGGUGUACAUAUUCCUGAUCUUCAUGGUGCUGAUUCUGCCCUCCCUGGGCCUCACCAGCCUUGACGUUUUCUUCCGCUGGCUCUUUGACAAGUCUUCCCCGGACACCUCUAUCCGGUUGGAGUGCGUCUUCCUGCCGGACCAGGGCGCCUUCUUUGUGAACUACGUCAUCGCCUCGGCCUUCAUCGGCACCGGCAUGGAGCUGCUGCGGCUGCCCGGCCUCAUCCUCUCCACCUUCCCCCUUCCUGCCUGGCAGCACCUCACUACCUCCUCCUCCUCCUCCCAGAACCAGGCCUUCGAGUUUGAGUUCGGAGCCAUGUACGCGUGGAUGCUGUGCGUCUUCACCGUCAUCAUGGCCUACAGCAUCACCUGCCCCAUCAUCGCGCCAUUCGGCCUCAUCUACAUCCUGCUCAAGCACAUGGUGGACCGGCACAACCUCUGCUUUGCCUACCUCCCGGCCAAGCUGGAGAAGGGGAUCCACUUCGAGGCCGUGCACCAGGCCCUGGCCGCCCCCAUCCUGUGCCUCUUCUGGCUCUUCUUCUUCUCCUUCCUGCGCCUGGGUCUGACGGCCCCUGCCACCCUGUUCAACUUCCUGGUCCUGCUGCUCACCAUCCUGGUUUGCCUGGGCUACACCUGCUUUGGAUGCUUCAAGCACCUCAGCCCUCUGAACUACAAGACGGAAGAGCCGGGGGCUGACAAGGGAAACGAGGCACUGGCCCAUGUGCCCGCUCCGUACACGCCCUACGUGCCCCGGAUCCUGAACGGCCUGGCCUCGGAGAGAACGGCCCUGUCCCCGCAGCUGCAGCAGACCUACGGCGCCGUCCGCAACAUCAGCGGCACCGUCCCGGGCCCGGGCCCACCAGCCGGGCCCCCGGCCCUGCCCCCGGCGUGA